This is a messenger RNA of Exophiala oligosperma, 935 nucleotides long. RefSeq lists its product as uncharacterized. Gene Ontology annotation, molecular function: 4-alpha-hydroxytetrahydrobiopterin dehydratase activity. Gene Ontology annotation, biological process: tetrahydrobiopterin biosynthetic process. Lineage: Eukaryota; Fungi; Ascomycota; Eurotiomycetes; Chaetothyriales; Herpotrichiellaceae. The transcript has a single exon. The record is from RefSeq and is a predicted model, not a curated record. Bases 117 to 935 code for a protein of 272 amino acids.
GAACGACUUUAUUGACCCUCGAAGCUCCUAGUUCAAUACGGUACGGAGCCUUACGAUCUUGUUCUUGACGAAUUGUUUUAGUUGUUUUAUGGAUCAUAGAAAAGAAAGCCCGACCAAUGUCAUUCUCAACCAUCACACCAAUGUCAGGAUGUUACAGAGUAUUGCUACGGAGUCUGGAUACGAGUAGGAGUGGCCGCAAUCAUGUUCAUCCCCUAUCGACGUGGACGAGCAGCAUAAGACCAGGCCUUAUUUUCAGAGGACACUCAAUGGUUUUGGGCCAGCCUCUUCGCCAUUUAUCUUUGGCGGCUACAAUGGAAAACCCAAUCACCAUCUCGAAUGAUCGUCAGAAGAUCACAUUUCGCUUGAAGGAUGGUUCCGAAAUCACACAGCAGUUCCACCCUACGCCAAAAGCAAAGACCGACAAACUCACAGCGGCACUUGCGUCGUUACUGUCGGACAAGGCCGGUACGAGGAAUGCCACAGCGCCGUCGACAUCGUUUGGCACGAGCCACUGGGUCCUUGACCCCCUGGGAGACGCCAUCCAUAGACACCUUGCCUUGACGUCGCCAGAGGAACGUGACAGGGUCGAAAAGGCCAUCAUGGAGGAAGCGGACAAGAUGAACCACCACCCUCACAUCGCUCGAGUCGGCGAGGGCGACAACGGUCAAGGGCAGUUGAACAAUUGCUUGACCGUCACGUGUACGACACAUAGUCCGCGAGGACUGAGUGUUCGAGAUACGAGGCUGGCCGCGAAGAUCAAUGAGGUACUCUCAGAGAUUGACGUGACGAGGCCUGUCGUGGGAUCAGUGCCCGGACAAGGUUCGAAUGAAAUAUCAGAACGCGUAAAACUCAGCCGCAAAGCUUCUAUAUUCGAAAACCGGCAAAAGAUCCUGGAAGCCCUAGACAACUGCGGUUGUGAAAAUGCAAAGUCAUGA